AUGAAAAAAGAGUGGAAGCUUUAUGACCGCUUAAUGAGGCUUGAAACCGGACUCGGUGGGAUGAGAAGCCUAGUAGAUGCGUCGCCUAAGUGGUGGGAGGAGAAAAUAAAGGAGAAUAAAGAUUAUGCCAAAUUUAGGAACACAGAUUUGAGCACAUUAGAUGAGAAAUAUGCUACUUUGUUUCGGGAUUCUGUUGCCAUUGGAGAUCAGACUAUGAUUCCAUUACAAUUUCAAAACAAUAGCAAUCCAAACGAAGAAAAUAUGGAAGGCAAAGGAGAUAGUGAUGAAAUCAAUUUUGAUGAUGAUAAGCCUCUUUUUCCUAGUCUCCAUGAAAGUAGUUCAAGUAAAAGGAAGAGGAUGGAUAGUGAUGAUUCUAGUUCAUCCAAUGAUAAUGAAGAACGUGAAAUGGAAGAGGAUGGAGAAUUUGAAAUGUUAUGUGGAUUAGCUUUGAAAGGGAUAAUACUCGCUCAUAACUUACGUACACAGUUAUGCAUAGAUCUUGCUACAAAUUACGGGCUACAACAAACACAAAAUGUAUAUAUUGAGGAGUACGUAGGAAUAUUCUUGAUGACUUUGGCUCAUAGGUGUAGCAAUAGAUUUGUGCAAGAAUUUUUUAAUCAUUUGGGGGAAACGAUUCACAAGCAUUUCCAUAUAGUUUUAGAAGCCGUGCUAAAACUGAGUGCCGACAUCAUCAAGCCAAACGCAAACUAUAAUGAUGAUGUUCCCGAAUAUAUAUUAUAUAAGCCUCGGUAUUAUCCAAUGUUCAAGGAUUGCAUUGGUGCUAUAUAUGGGACACACGUCAAGGCAUCGGUUCCACAAAAAGAUGAAGUGAUGUACAUUGGUCGAAAAGGAUAUGCAACACAAAAUAUAAUGGUUGUUUGUGAUUUUAACAUGUGCUUUACAUUUGUUUGGGCCGGUUGGGAGGGAACUACACAUGAUACAAAAAUUUUUAGUGAAGCCUUACAGAGACCAGAUCUUAAUUUUCUCUAUCCAACGGGUGAUAAAUAUUACAUUGUUAAUGCUGGAUAUCCAAAUAUGAGAUGGUAUCUUGCUCCAUACAAAGGCACAAAUAUUCGUUAUCAUCUACCAGAUUUUUGA
This is a messenger RNA of Lactuca sativa (garden lettuce), 1098 nucleotides long. The record is from RefSeq and is a predicted model, not a curated record. Lineage: Eukaryota; Viridiplantae; Streptophyta; Magnoliopsida; Asterales; Asteraceae.